Molecule: messenger RNA, 1119 nt
Organism: Aspergillus aculeatinus CBS 121060
Lineage: Eukaryota; Fungi; Ascomycota; Eurotiomycetes; Eurotiales; Aspergillaceae
Product: WD repeat protein
Exons: 6
Coding region: 1-1119 (372 amino acids)
Molecular function (GO): protein binding
Source: RefSeq, a predicted model, not a curated record
AUGCACACGCUCCAAGCGACGGCGUCAUCGUCACUGUCCCUGACCGAGGGCCACUACAUAUACUCCAUUGCCGCAGCAGGUCCCGGGUCAUUCGCCGUAAUCUCAUCGGACGACUCGCUGCGGGUUUUCAGUGCGGAUGGCCUCGGCCAUUCAUCCAUAGUCACCCCGAGUGCCCACGAGGUGGUGACCUCGCUAAGAACCUACGAUGCGGGCCAGCAGCUUCUGGCCACCGCGGGACGAGAUGGCAGGGUCAAGGUCUGGGACUUGCGCAGCGGGAAGAAGCCCGCCGUAGAAAUGCAACCCUUCGUCGUCGCGAUAGCAAUCCAGGCUCCCGUACUUUCCAUUGCGUGCUCUCCGCAAACCCAUGAUAUUGCUGCAGGAACCGAGCUUGUUGCGUCGAAUUACGGACAGCAAGCCGUGGUCGCCUUUUGGGACAUCCGAUCAGCGAAUCAACCCCGGUUGGAAUAUGUGGAAAGUCACAACGACGAUGUGACCGAGCUCCAAUAUCACCCCACCCGCAGCCAUAUCGCACUCUCCGGCAGUACGGACGGGCUGGUCAACAUUUACGAUACUACCAUCACCGAUGAGGAUGAGGCGUUGGUGCAGGUCAUCAACCACGGCUCCGUGCACCAUGCCGGGUUCCUGGACGAGAAGACCGUCUAUGCCCUCAGUCAUGAUGAGGAUUUCGCGAUCCAUCCCACGACCAAUCCGGAUGACCAGACCUCGGAGGGCGCUGAGCCCAUACAGUUCAAUGACUUGCGACAACCGCUCAACUGCGAAUACAUUGUGCAACUGUGCCAGAACAGUCAGGGCCAGUACAUCGCCGCAGGCAACAAGCUCGAGCAACGGUUGGACCUGGUCCCACUUGUGUCCUCCCCAUCGUGGCAAUUCGAUCAGAACAAUUCGUGGCGUCUUCCAGGCGCUCACGGCGAAGAGGUUAUCCGAUCAGUUUACGUGGAUGAACAGUCUCAAUCUGUUUUGACCUGCGGCGAGGACGGAUGUGUCCGUGUCUGGAAGCCGGAGGAUGGGGAUUCGACAACGCAAGCGGACGGCUCGGCCAAGGGAACGCGACAGAAGGAGAAACGAUCCAAGAACAAAGAUAGAUUCAAGCCUUACUAG